Messenger RNA from Ictalurus furcatus (blue catfish), 11247 nucleotides. RefSeq names its product protein tyrosine phosphatase receptor type Sa (gene ptprsa). Lineage: Eukaryota; Metazoa; Chordata; Actinopteri; Siluriformes; Ictaluridae. Gene Ontology annotation, molecular function: protein binding; protein tyrosine phosphatase activity. The transcript has 34 exons. The record is from RefSeq and is a predicted model, not a curated record. Bases 2126 to 7903 code for a protein of 1925 amino acids. Gene Ontology annotation, biological process: protein dephosphorylation.
AUUUACAAUUGUGUGUAAAAUAUGUUCCAUUUUUUAAAAAGAUUUUUCCAUAUCCUCAUACUCUCUUAAAAAUGUACAAUCUAGAGCUUCAUAAACUGGUCUGAGACCAGUUUGGCACUGAAUCCGUAUGUUGACAUAUUGUAACAGGAAGUCAGAGCGGCGGCGUGUUGAAGUGCUUGAUACACAACAGCCAGUAGUGUUCGAGAUACUCCACACCCCCACCAAAUCUAAACAAACUUGACAAUAGUUUAGCAAACUAGCUAAACAUGGAAAAUCACAAAACAUUUAACAAGAGCCUUUGAGGAGGAUUUCUUAAUGUGACCUUAACCCCCAGCUGUCCACUUUAACAAGCAUGACAUGCUUUUUUUUGGAGUUAUACCACACAUGUUUAAUUGGAGGUCGACCAACUGCAGUGCCACUAGUGAUGUUGAGCCACAAUGUCAUCACCAGGAGACAUCUGACAAAUCUUAGUGGUAGAUAAUAUUCCUAACACUCACUGAUAGAGAAGUAUGGUGUAUAAAGAUGGAAUCAUUCUCAAUACAUCUAAGGUAACAACAUUUUUGCACUGAACAGCUCCAAGUUGGAAAAACAUUCCUGUGAAAAGUCACAAAACCACCAACUUGCACAAACUUUACCCUCUUCCAAAUGAAUAAGCUCCAACCAUUUAUUCUCAGUUAAGUUAUUACUUGAAAAGGGAAUAGUGUGCAUGAGGAAGCAAAGCAAAAAACACAAAGCAGAACCAUAUUUACUGUUAAUUAGCUGCUACUGUAGAUCAAGACACGCCCCUGAGGGCGGGACAUAUACAUUCUAGUGAGUGUUUCAUUGGAUAAACAUAAGACUAGUACAGGAUAAAUCAUUAAAACAUUUAAAUAAUUUUCCCAGAAGUGAUGAUAAUAAAUAAUAAACUUUUUCCCCCCAAGAUAUACCAUUUUAUUGAUUUCCAAAACACUAAGGGAUGAGUACAAACAGCUAUUUCAGGCGAACUUUAAAGGGGUUAUUUGCUUUAAGGUUAUAUGUAAACCUACAACUGUGUUAUUUAUUAUUAUUAAAUGUUCCAUCUUGGACUUGUACAGAGGAUGAAGCCACCAGCCCUCCAUCCAUUUUCUGUACUGCUUAUCCUUACUGGGUCACGGGGAACCUGGGGCACAAGGUGGUGGACACCCGGGGUGCCAAUCCAUUGCAGGGCACAAGCACACACACACAUUCACACACCCAUUCAUACACUACGGACACUUUUGGACAUGCUAGUCAGCCUAAAAUGCAUGUCUUUGGACUUUUGAAUGCUUUAAAAGCUGUGUAGAACUGCUGCAAGACUAAAUAACUUAAUAUAUUUAAUUCCUCAGCUGAAUGCAUGGAAGCACGCGCUAUUGCGUCUUGGUCAUGCUACUGUCCCAAUAUUAAACACACACCACCAUUAGGAUGCUUACCGUCCGUGGUGUACUACAUUUACACACUAUUUAGUACAGUAUGCGGUUUGGGAACGGAGCCCAUGACUUCAUCACGUCGCCAAAAAGGGGCGGGCCGUGGGAGGAACGGAAAUGGACAGGGGCGUGGCUAUUAGAGGAUGCUGCGAGAGAGAACGGUGGCGUGUGUGUGUGUGUGUGUGUGGGCGCGCGCGCAUGACAUCACCCUCCUCUCGCUUUCUCCAAACCGGCGGGUUUAGGAGGAGCGUCAGUCCUGCCGUACACUCGCGCGCGCACGCACACGCUCACACACGCGCAUACACACACCGAGUCGCGCGACGCUACCGGGGGAUUUAAACCUGUGUUACCGCCAAAUUGAGCUGCUCGGAUCUCGGAAAACGCAUCCAUACGGGAUUAUUGCUAUUAUUAUUUAUUCAUUUAGACGUAUUUUUUUUUCCUUUGAAGAUGUGACGGGGUUUUUGCGCGUGCACGAGGAAAAGGAACGCUGUCAAUUCAUUUAGGAGAAAAAAGGUGCAGGCAAUUCAGGCAAGAAGGAAGAAAAAGAAACGCUAAAGAGAAGAGCUGAAGAAUGAAGAUACAGAGCCUUUGAAAACAACAGAGAGAGUGCUAAACAUCCAGCGUGCCAACACCCCCACCCUACCCCACCCCAUCCCCUCCCCUGCUUCGCACCGGGCCGUGGCUCUUCCACCAGGUCAAAGGUCAUGUGCAGAAUGGUGCCCAACAUGGCCGUGCUGCUGUGUGCGAGCAGCCUGCUGCUGUCUCCGCUGCUCGGUGGCUCCCUUGCCUUGUCUCCACCUAGGUUCACCAAAGUUCCCGUAGACAUGAUUGGCGUCUCUGGAGGGGUGGUGUCCUUCGUAUGCCAGGCAACAGGUGACCCCAAGCCAAGAGUGACCUGGAAUAAAAAAGGAAAGCGCGUCAACUCUCAACGCAUCGAGACCAUAGAAUUCGAUGAAGGUGCAGGAGCUGUGCUCCGUAUCCAGCCUUUGAGGGCUCCACGAGACGAGAACAUUUAUGAGUGUGUGGCAGAGAAUAGCGAAGGCGAGGUCAGCGUGCAGGCUAAGCUGACUAUCAUCAGAGAGGACCUGCUUCCUCAAGGCUUCCCCAACAUUGACAUGGGUCCCCAGCUGAAGGUGGUAGAACGCACCCGCACAGCCAACAUGCUCUGCGCUGCAAGCGGCAACCCCGAUCCUGAGAUCACCUGGUUCAAAGACUUCCUGCCGAUUGAUCCCAGUACGAGCAAUGGGCGGAUCAAACAACUCAGAUCAGGAGCCUUGCAGAUCGAGAACACAGAGGAGACUGAUCAGGGGAAGUACGAGUGUGUAGCGACUAACGUGGAAGGCGUGCGCUACUCUUCCCCUGCCAACUUGUAUGUGCGAGUCCGGCGCGUGCCCCCUCGUUUCUCCAUCCUGCCCACCAAUCAUGAGAUCAUGCCAGGCGGCAGCAUCAACAUCACCUGCGUGGCAGUGGGCUCACCCAUGCCUUAUGUCAAGUGGAUGCUUAACUCGGAGGACCUGACACCGGAGGAUGACAUGCCAGUUGGACGGAACGUUCUGGAACUGAACAGCGUGCAUGAGUCUGCCAACUACACCUGCGUGGCCAUGAGCAGUCUAGGCAUCAUCGAGGCUGUGUCCCAAGUCAUUGUUAAAUCCCUGCCCAAGCCUCCAGGUACACCAGUCGUUACUGAAACUACAGCCACCAGCAUCACUAUCACGUGGGACAGUGGCAACCCCGAGCCUGUUUCCUAUUACAUCAUUCAGUACCGUGCCAAAAUCCCAGACAGCAAGUUCGAGACCAUGGACUCCAUCACUACCACUCGCUAUAGUAUUGGCGGCCUUUCACCCAACACUGAGUAUGAGAUCCGGGUCUCGGCCGUGAACACCAUCGGCCAGGGUCCAGCCAGCGAACCAGUGGAAGCCAGAACGGGGGAGCAGGCUCCUGCCAGUCCUCCCCGGAACAUCCAGGCCAGGAUCAUCUCCCACAGCACCAUGAUGGUGCGCUGGGAAGAGCCAGAGGAGCCCAAUGGCCAAAUCAAGGGCUAUCGCGUUUACUACACCAUGGACCCGUCUCAGCCAAUGAGCAUGUGGCAGAUCCACAAUGUGCAAGACAGCACGAUCACGACAAUUCAGAACCUAGUAACCUCCGAGACCUACACUAUCCGUGUGCUGGCUUUUACCUCAGUAGGAGACGGACCAUUUUCAGAUUCCAUUCACGUCAAAGUGCUACAAGGAGUUCCUGGACAGCCAUCCAAGUUUCAGAUUGGCGAGGUGUCGGACACCAGCAUUGAGCUGACCUGGGAGCCAGCAUUCGACAAAGAGGGGAUCAUCAGUUAUGAGCUUCGUUAUAAAGAAGGCAGUCAAGGGAGUCAGGUAACAAAAUCAUUCAGCCCGACCUCGUCCUAUGUGGUGGAGGGUCUGCGAGCGAACACAGAGUAUUACUUCUCCCUGGCGGCUAUUUCGAACAAAGGCAUUGGUGCCUUCACCAACGAAAUCUUUCAGAAGACAUCCCAAGCCAAGCCAUCCGCCCCCCCUCAGGAGGUUAAAUGCUCCAGCCCUAGCUCCACCUCUCUGCUGGUAAGUUGGCGCCCCCCGCGUUCUGAGAGCCAGAAUGGCCCGCUGGUGGGGUACAUAGUGCGCUAUGCAGUGGCGGGGGGCGGAGCUGGGGUCGGGGUCGGAGCUGAGACCACAGAGGAGCUGCAGGCACCAGCCACCUCCACCGAGAUAAUGCUGCAGCGACUGGAGAAGUGGACAUCGUACCGUGUGAGCGUGGCUGCAGCCACCACUGUGGGCCCGGGACCGGAGAGUGUAGCGCUUACAUGCCGCACUGACGAGGACGUUCCUGGUGCACCCCCUCGGCGAGUGGAGGUGGAGGUGAUCAACUCCACUGCACUAAAGGUGAUGUGGCGCUCGCUGUUGCCCGGGCGACAACACGGCCAGAUCCGUGGUUACCAGGUGCACUAUGUGCGGGUGGAGAACGGCGAAGCACGUGGGCUCCCGCUCAUCAAGGAUGUAAUGUUGGCUGAUGCGCAGGAGAUGGUGAUCGGGGGCUUGCAGCCGGACACCACCUACUCCAUCACAGUGGCAGCCUACACCACCAAAGGAGAUGGAGCACGCAGCAAACCUAAACUGGUGGUGACCAAGGGAGCAGUGCCAGGCCCUCCCUCCCUCUGGGUCCAUCAGGACUCGGAGAGCUCAGCUGUGGUACGUUGGCUCCCUCCCGAACUUCUUGCGCCUGGUCUGGAGCUCCUUGGUUAUCGCCUCCAGUUUGGCCGUGAAGAUGUCCCACCAUUGGCGACGCUGGAGUUUGCACCAUAUGAGCGUGAGUUCUCUGUGUCCAGCAUGCACCGGGGCGCCACCUACAUCUUCAAGAUUUCAGCCAAGUCGCGUUCUGGUUUUGGUGAGGAGGCCAAACAGGAGCUGAGCCUUGACGAAGAGGCGCCACACGGCUAUCCACACAUUAGCGACGCCUCCAAUAUCACCUGCUGCUCAGUGCAAUUCUCCUGGCUGCCUCCAGUUCUGGCCGAGCGCAAUGGCGCUAUCACAGAGUACACGCUGGCAUACCAGGAAACGGGCACCUCCAGUAUGCCCCUAGAGCUGCGCCUGCCAGCCAACGAACACAGCUACACUUUGAACAGCCUGAAACCGGACUCUGUUUAUGACGUGAAAAUUCGUGCACACACCAGCGUAGGUCCCGGGCCCUACAGCCCGACCGUCCAGUAUCGCACAGUGGCCCUCACCACAGAUGUUCCUAAAAACUUCACAGUUAAGUUGGUCACCAAGACAACAGUGCUGCUGGCAUGGAAGUUUUCCGACAGCCGCUUCCCAUACCGCUGCAUGAUCGAAUACAACCGCCAGAAAGUGGACAUCGAUGCCCGCAUGACCAAAGCUCUCAUCACCAACCUGAGAGCCAACAGCACCUACGAGUUCCGCAUCACGUGCCCAGACAGCGGCGACGGAGGCCCCAGACACCGGGUUGUGGCUCGCACCGCUCCCUUUAUCCUCACCAACAAACCAGAGCUGGACGUGAGGAGGGAACCGGACAACACCGUCAGCAUCGUCCUCCCUCAGCUUGAGACCAAGGACAUGAUCAAGUCUGUCUAUGUGGUAGUGGUUCCACUGAAGAAAGGCAGAGGGCCGAUAAGACACAUCAAGAGCCCUGAUGAAAUGGAUCUGGAGGAGCUGUUGAGGGACGGGAAUGUGAAGCAGAGACACAUGCGGACAACGCGGCAGCUGAGCCAGGUAGAUGUGAAGAAGCCGUACAUCGCCGCCAGCUUUAAACCCAGCACCGUGCCUCCAACCUUCACACUGGGCAACCAGAUGGUCUACAACGGCUAUGAGAACCGCGUUCUGGAGCCGGGACAGGACUACGUCUUCUUCAUCCUGGCCGAGCUGAACUCCACCAGUGCAAAAAUGUUUGUGGCCAGCCCUUACACUGACCCCAUCAUGGCCCCUGACGUGGACCCCCAGCCCGUGGAGACGGGUGGAGACGGCCUCAUCUGGGUGGUGGGACCAGUCCUGGCUGUGGUCUUCAUCAUCUGCAUCGUCAUCGCCAUUCUGCUCUAUAAAAACAGCAAAAGGAAGGAAUCAGAGCCACGUACCAAAUGUCUGCUCAACAAUGCUGAGAUCACACCACACCAUCCCACCGACCCUGUGGAGAUGAGGCGCAUCAACUUCCAGACUCCAGAUUCGGGUCUGAGCAGCCCUCUAAGUGAAGCCGCUUUUGACUAUGAAAGAAUGAUGAACCAUCCACCCAUCCCCAUCACAGAGCUGGCAGAACACACAGAGCUGCUCAAAGCCAACGACAACCUGAAACUCUCACAGGAGUAUGAGUCCAUCGAUCCAGGACAGCAGUUCACCUGGGAGCACUCCAACCUGGAGGUCAACAAACCCAAGAACCGCUACGCCAACGUCAUCGCCUAUGACCACUCUCGCGUCAUUCUGGCUCCAAUUGAAGGCAUCGCAGGCAGCGACUACAUCAACGCUAACUACAUUGACGGCUACAGGAAGCAGAACGCCUACAUCGCCACACAGGGCCCACUGCCAGAGACAUUCGGGGAUUUCUGGAGGAUGGUGUGGGAGCAGAGAGCAGCUACCGUGGUCAUGAUGACUCGGUUAGAGGAGAAGUCACGGAUUAAGUGCGAUCAGUACUGGCCAAGCCGAGGGACAGAGACAUACGGCAUGACCCAGGUCACCUUGCUGGACACCAUCGAGCUGGCCACCUUCUGCGUACGCACCUUCUCCUUACACAAGAAUGGUUCUAGUGAAAAGCGUGAGGUACGUCAGUUCCAGUUCACAGCGUGGCCGGAUCAUGGCGUGCCCGAGUACCCGACGCCCUUCCUGGCAUUCCUGAGGAGGGUAAAGACCUGCAACCCACCUGACGCAGGGCCCAUCAUCACCCACUGCAGUGCCGGCGUGGGCCGCACCGGCUGUUUCAUAGUCAUCGACGCCAUGCUGGAGCGCAUCAAGCACGAGAAGACGGUGGACAUCUAUGGUCACGUGACGCUGAUGCGCGCCCAGAGGAACUACAUGGUGCAGACGGAGGAUCAGUACAGCUUCAUCCAUGAUGCCCUGCUGGAGGCCGUCGCCUGCGGCAACACUGAGGUCCCCGCCCGCAGCCUCUUCUCCUACAUCCAGAAACUGGCUCAGGUGGAGAUUGGAGAGCACGUCACAGGCAUGGAGCUGGAGUUCAAGAGACUGGCCAACUCUAAGGCCCACACGUCUAGGUUUAUAAGUGCCAACCUGCCCUGUAACAAGUUCAAGAACCGCCUGGUGAAUAUCAUGCCGUAUGAGACUACCCGAGUGUGCCUUCAGCCAAUCAGAGGGCUAGAAGGCUCAGACUACAUCAACUCCAGCUUCAUCGAUGGAUAUAGGCAGCAGAAGGCCUACAUAGCCACCCAGGGCCCAUUAGCUGAGACCACAGAGGACUUCUGGCGCAUGCUGUGGGAGAACAACUCCACCAUUGUGGUGAUGCUCACCAAGCUGAGGGAGAUGGGCAGAGAAAAGUGCCAUCAGUACUGGCCAGCAGAGCGCUCCGCUCGGUAUCAGUACUUUGUGGUAGACCCCAUGGCUGAGUACAACAUGCCCCAGUACAUCCUCCGAGAGUUUAAAGUUACAGACGCAAGGGACGGACAGUCUCGGACUGUGCGGCAGUUCCAGUUCACUGAUUGGCCAGAGCAGGGAGUCCCCAAAUCCGGGGAAGGUUUCAUCGACUUCAUCGGCCAAGUGCAUAAAACCAAGGAGCAGUUUGGUCAGGACGGUCCCAUAUCUGUCCACUGCAGUGCUGGUGUGGGCCGGACCGGAGUGUUCAUCACACUCAGUAUCGUGCUGGAGCGGAUGCGCUACGAGGGAGUGGUGGACAUCUUCCAGACGGUCAAAAUGCUGAGAACCCAGCGGCCAGCCAUGGUGCAGACUGAGGACGAGUACCAGUUUUGCUAUCAGGCAGCUCUUGAGUACCUAGGAAGCUUUGAUCACUAUGCAACGUAAAAAGCCAUCUCCUUCCCCCCUGCCCAGCGCCCCUCUACAGCCUCCUGAGCCAUAGGAACCUGCUUGAAACAAUUGAAACAGUGACAACUAUACAAACAAAAACCCACCCAACAUAAAAAAAGAAAGAAACCCUGUUGUGAAAUAAAAACAAAACUACAGCGUGUAUUUAGUGGCGGAUUCCAGAACCAUCAUCAAAAAAGUGCAAUGCUAAUUGGCCAGAGCCCAUACCGAGGCAGAUGGAAGGAUCCGUUCAGAAACCAACUCCCUGUACAUCUUCAAUCAUGAGACGGACCCAAAAGUAUUGGCUCAGGCCGCGGGGUGGGAAUGAUCUGUAAGUCGGACCACUAACUUUACCUCAAGUGUUCUGAUAUGGAGGAUAUUAUUAAUCUAUCUCCAGAAGUAUAUCUCCAAACCAAUCCUGUAAAGAUACAACAAAAAUAAUCAGCAAGUGAAGGAGGAGCUAAAGUUCAGGACAUGCCUACAUGUGUGCUUCAGCGAAUGAUUGAUGGGGACGUGAUCGCACUGAUGAGUGGUGAGGUGAUUGAGCUGAGAUCCUUCAGUGUUUACAGUGGGCACUUGCCAAUUCCGGAUGUUUCUCAACUAGUUGGAUCAUGGUGAUGGCAGCAGAAGGUGUUUCAGGGGAAUAGUUAGUGAAAUAGGCAGGAUUUUUAUCUAAAGUCUCUACAAUCUCAUCCAUUUCAAGACAUCAAGGCAACUCGUGUUCAUCUUAUAAAAAGAGUUCAUUCUCCAGAAGUUGUUUCGGUGCUUUUUGGGACAAGCUAGCCAAUGUCUUCACAAUACGCCAAUGUAGCUUCGUCUUGAAACCGUAUGGAGGCGACUGGAGCGUGACCCUGACAGUAUCUUCAGCCAGGACCAAACGAUUCUCCUCUGAGUUUUCUCUGGAUUGUAGUAUACGUUACCUAUGACUGGUUUUCCCACUGCCGAGUGCCGUGUGGUUCAGAACCUGGUAGACGUGGACCACCACCACCACACGCAUGGAAUCAUGGGAUUGGUACGCCAAUGACCAACAUUCACCAUGAUUCAUUGCCUUGAAUCUGGAAAGGCUUUUCCUUAGACAAGAAAGACGAACUCUUGCCUUGUGUGACCAACCCAACAACGAAAGUUCUCAGACGUUCCUGAAGACAGUCCACACCACAGUGGCUGCUCUCAGGGCUCCCUGAACACUUUUAAGGCCCGUCGUUUCAUCACGGCUUCAUUGACCAAUCACAAUAAAUCUGAACAGCAUCAUCACCCAGAAAAAUAGCGGUACGACUUAACGUUCGCAUCUCAGAACUUUUAACUAAGACUUGAACAUAUAUGUGUGUGAAAGGAACAGAGGAAUCUUCUCUUCCUCCACUCUCUGCAUAGGUCAAAAUGGUGUGUAUGUGUGUGUGUUUGUGUGUGUGUGUGUGUGUGCUGGAGAAUGCUUGAACAGCAGAGCUUUCAGAUUAGUGUGCAACGGAAGAUAUUGAUUGCGCAGUGGAAGAGCCGUGUGUAGUCUUUUCUUAUUUCCAAAAAAGCCUUAUCGUUGUUGUAACAUUAUACAAAAUGACAUUGUUGUAUUAUUAUUAUUAUUAUUACAAUUAACAUAAUUUCACUUUAUCUGUUUAGUUUUGUAACAGAUACAGAUACUGUACUCAUUUUUUUUCUUCUGUUUAAAUAGGAGGAGAGAAAGAGCUGGUUUUGUUCAUAUUAUGUUAAAAGACAUUCUAUUUUUUCACUAUAGAAAUGUGCAAUGUGGUUGUGUGUGGAUAUUUAUGCAUACACACUCACAUACACAGUAUAUUUAAAUGCAAAAUACAAAGAUGUAUCUAAAUCUUAGUAUGGAUAGAAUUUUUCCUGUAUUUUUAUUUCACUCAUGAACAUAUAUUCAUUUCUAUGACGUUUUUUUUUUUUUGUUUUUUUGUUGUUUUUUUUUAUCAUGAUCUGGAGAAAUGCAGCUUGGCCUCGUUCUUAUUAUUCAGAAAGGUGUGAACUCAUAGGUUUGAUCUUUAUUCUUAUUAUCAUCAUUAGUAGUGUGUAGUAUGAGCUAAAAGUAUUAAUUUGCAUUUUUUUUGCCUUUUUUUUUUUUUUUUAAAAAAGGAGUAGGAUUUCUAAACAUGGACUUGAACAUUGACUUUUUAUUUCAACAUUUUUAAUAUUCAUGAACUGUAUCCAAUGUUUCACUUCUCUUGUGAAAAUGUCAUUUUUACUUUUUUUAUUUGACAUUAUCGUUGUUUUUUACUUUUAAAAUCACAAGACUGAUCAUCAGCUUGUUAUGUACGAACAGUGAUCCUGAAUAUGAUGUGUAAAUAAACAAAUCUAGAUGAUAUGUAUUUGUAUAAUUUGACCCACACCUUUUCUGUCUGUACAAUUAUGAAUUUAAAAAUGAAACAAACAAACAAACAAGCUAUCCAGCUUUCUCUGAGGAAUUUGAUGUUGUAGUAACUUCUUCAUCCCUGAUCCUUUCACUUUCACUCUUUUUUUUGUUAUAUUUUCUUCUUUUUUUUCUUUUCAAAUGAGCUCUGAGUGUCCAUCCCAGCGAGCUCAGCAGUCAUGAAGUUUCUUUUUUCUCAGUGAUAACUGCUUGAAGCUGAUCCUACAAUGCAGUAACAAAUUUCUGUUCCCCUUUGAAUAAAAUAAAUUAUGUUUGGAUAAUGAAUCUGGGAAGGGCUUGUGUGCUUGGUGCAUACACUCGAACAUGAAGACAUAAUGGACUGACUGCACAAAUUCACCUUUGAACGAAUGUGAAUUCACUGGUGUGUGGGAUCACAUCACAGAUCGGUUUAUUGGGACUAGUCUCUCAGCACUGCCCAUUUUCUUCAUUCUUCCAUUUUAACCACUGCAGGCUGAUUUACUGAGAUUUCAGUCUGUACUAUAAUGCUUGAAUUUCUUUUUUAUUAUUAUUCUUUUUCUUGGAAAUCUUUAUUUCUUGCUAAAGUUUGGAAGGAGGGAGAAUUCUGGAAUCUGGGAAUUCCAGCGCUUUCUCCACGAGACCCUCUUCUAUACAAAAGGACACACAUAUCUCUGGAGCUCCUGAUAAAAAUUUGGAGGUUUAAGGAAUGUUGGGAUUUUUUGACCUAGUGUUUCGAUCCUUGAUCUCUGACAACAUCAGCCAAAUGACUGACAUGAAACUUCAGAUUGAUUAGGGAAAAUACCGACUCCCACUCCACUACACAUAUAAAAGCGAGUGUAUUGACAAAAAAAGAAGAAAAGCCAAAAUUCAAAAGUGAAAAUGUUUGUCUUUGUACGAAAGCCAAGUGACACUGCUUUCAAACUGUUACUUCUAACGGAAACAAUAAUUGGUUUAAAAACCACUGUGUAUGUAGAUAUGUUGACUUUGUAUUAAAGAAAUGUUGUCUGAA